Molecule: messenger RNA, 460 nt
Organism: Drosophila nasuta
Lineage: Eukaryota; Metazoa; Arthropoda; Insecta; Diptera; Drosophilidae
Exons: 2
Coding region: 70-249 (59 amino acids)
Source: RefSeq, a predicted model, not a curated record
CCUGGACAGCUCUAUCAGUGCAGCCACAACAGACUCAAUCGACAGACAAUACGCCGUAUAGUACGAAACAUGUUCGCGUUGCCCGCAAUAAUCACACUUACUGCCCUCAACUCAACAUGCAACAUGCCGCAGCAGCAACAGCAGCCAAGACAACAACUCCAACUGCAACAGCAGCAACAAAAUAUAAAAAAACAGCAAAAAAAAGUUAAGCGUCAACCGAAAACAAAAGAAGUUUCGCCAAAACAAUGAAAAUUGCAUACACAUUCCACCAAGAUCAAUUCAAUUUCAAUUAUAAUUAUAUUAUUAAAGGAAUUAUAAUUAUACCACAAUGCGUUUCAAUAUAAAAAAAAAGCGCUCGGAGAAAGAAAUGAACAGGAAGGAAUUUCACCUUUCACCUAGCUAUGCUAAUGGAUAAAUUUAAUAACAUGCAAUAUUGGAUUUUUAAAGAGAAUAAAAGCUA